AUGGUCGCCAAUCCCGAAACUGGCUCCAUGGAUACCCAACAGACGGGCACUAGCAUCGGCGAAGGCGUCGUCAUCAUAGACUUUGGUUCCCAGUACAGCCACCUUAUUUCGAGGCGCGCCAGGGAAUUGAAGGUCUAUUCGGAAGUUGUCACUGCCUCUUCGACCUGGGAACGGGUUACGGAACGCAUUUUGCCCAAGGGAGUUAUCCUUUCGGGGGGACCAGCCAGUGUUUACGAGCAGGGUGCGCCACUAAUUCCGGGUUGGGUUUUCGAGCAACAGUUGCCGGUAUUGGGGAUAUGCUACGGCAUGCAGGCCCUCGUUCACCAGAUGGGCGGGAUUGUUGCGCCUGGUGACAAGCGGGAGUACGGGUCUGCCAUUCUCCGCCAAAACGCGAUCGAAGGAGCCGAAGGUGACCUGUUCGCCGGUUUGCCCAGCGAUAUUCAGGUCUGGAUGAGCCACGGAGACCGAGUUGACUCGCUUCCGCCAGGAUUUGCCUCGGUGGCCUGCUCUGACAAUUCUCCCUACGCGGCCAUAAGCAAUGGCGAAGCUCUUUUUGGCCUCCAGUUCCACCCUGAAGUUGAGCACACUCCCCUGGGACAAGAAAUCCUGGAAAACUUCCUCUACCGGGUGUGCUAUUGCCGUGGCACGUGGACUCCGAAGAGUUUCGUUUCCGAUUCUAUCCACAGAAUCAGAAACCAGAUUGGAGACGGCAGGGCGAUUUGCGCCCUCUCCGGAGGAGUGGAUUCUUCCGUGGCCGCCGUGCUCCUCCACCAAGCUAUCGGUGACAAGCUUACCUGCAUUUUCGUCAACAACGGAUUGUUGAGAAAGGGCGAAGCAGAGCAGGUACAGGACACCUUCCGGCAAAACCUGGGAUUGAAUCUGCUGUACGUUGACGCUUCGGAGCGGUUUAUAACCAGGCUGGCUGGCGUGACAGACCCGGAAGUCAAGCGAAAGGCCAUUGGGGAAGAAUUCAUUCGGGUCUUUGAAGAAUCGGCUAUCGAGCUGAGCGACACUCAGUUCCUGGUGCAGGGAACUCUUUACCCGGAUGUGAUUGAGAGCGAGACACCGGACAACAGGGCUUCCGCUCGAAUUAAGACUCACCACAAUGUCGGCGGCUUACCCGAGCACAUGGAUUUGGACCUGGUCGAACCCCUGCGUUACCUGUAUAAGGAUGAAGUUCGAGAAGUUGGGAUGGAAUUGGGAUUGCCCCGUGAGAUAGUGAUGCGGCAACCCUUCCCUGGGCCGGGCCUGGCCAUCCGCAUAAUCGGCGAGGUUACCGAAGAACGACUGGAAAUAUUGCGGGAAUGUGACUGGAUUGUCCUCGACGAGAUUACCAGGGCGGGACUUUACGAGGAAAUAUGGCAAAGCUUCGCGGUUUUAAGUGACAGUCGCACCGUGGGAGUCAUGGGUGACUUCCGCACCUAUGGAUAUGUUUGCGCCAUCCGGGCCGUCUCCAGCAGCGACGCCAUGACAGCGGACUGGGUGCGGUUGCCCUACGACGUGUUGGGCCGUAUCUCCACAAGAAUAGUCAACGAGGUCCCGGGGGUUAACCGGGUAGUGUAUGACAUUACCAGCAAACCUCCCGGUACCAUCGAAUGGGAAUAG
This is a messenger RNA of Geodia barretti, 1605 nucleotides long. The record is from the annotation of a GenBank genome assembly. NCBI's taxonomy places the organism in Eukaryota, Metazoa, Porifera, Demospongiae, Tetractinellida, Geodiidae.